AUGUCUGAUGACAGUCGAAUUAUUGUUGUGUUUAUUUUACUAAGCUCAGAGCUAAAAAACUAACUAAAAUAACAAGUAUUUAAAUACGUUGUGUUGUUAUUGCAAAAAUACCACAUACAAAUAGAUAUUUAUUAACAUUCUUAAUUAAAAUUUUUAUAAAAUUAUUAAAUUAAAAGCUAAAAACACAUUAACAUAAAAGGGCUAUAAAAAAAGAAUUAGAUUUCAAGUGUUUUGUUAAAAGUGUGGAAAAAAAUUCCAAAAAAAAUAUAAACUAGAUAUUAAACAGUGUAAAAAAAUGACGCUUAAAUAUAGUCAUGCCAUAGUGACCAGAAUCUCCGAUUCUUUAAAAACAAAAAAAGACUUUAAUCUUGAAUUAGCUAAAGAACAGCACAAACAAUAUUGUAGUUUAUUAAGAGAAAUCGGUUUAGAUGUCAUUGAAUUACCACCCGAUGAUGAAUUACCAGAAAGUGUCUUCGUGGAAACGUCAGCGGUGAUAUGUAAUGGUGUGGCUUUAAUAGGAAAGUCUGAUAAUCCCAUGAGACAAAAAGAAGCCAAUAGUAUGGCGAUAAUAUUAAAAAAAGAAUUAGAUAUUCCAGUAGAAGUGAUAGACAAUCCCAAUGCACAAUUAGAUGGUGGUGAUGUCUUAUUUACCGGCAGAGAAUUCUUUGUGGGCAUUUCCGAAUACACAAAUGAAGAUGGCGCUAGAGCAGUGGCUAUGACAUUUCCCGAAUAUCCAGUAACGCCUAUAAAGGUUGGUGGUCCAAAAUGUCUUAAAUACUAUGUCACCAUGGCUGGCCCAGAUGUUUUAUGCGUUAGCAAUAGUAAAAUAUGUGUGGAAAUUUUAAAACGUAUGGAGCGAGAAGCUAGUUUUAAAUAUCAAAAAAUCACGCUACCCGAAGAACAUGCAGCCAAUAUGUUAUACAUCAAUGGCACUUUAGUACACAGAUCACCUACUGAAAUUCCAGAAUCGCACAAAAUUAUUAAAGAAAAAAUAGACAUUCCUACGCGCAACAUUAAUAUUAGUGAAUUUUGCCAAUUUUCUUUGGGUUUAAGCUCUUCCUGUCUUCUACUCAGACGUUGGAAAUCUAUACGCAGCAUUUAGAUUAUAUAAAAAAUAUUUUUUU
Molecule: messenger RNA, 1124 nt
Organism: Lucilia sericata (common green bottle fly)
Lineage: Eukaryota; Metazoa; Arthropoda; Insecta; Diptera; Calliphoridae
Product: N(G),N(G)-dimethylarginine dimethylaminohydrolase 1-like
Exons: 6
Coding region: 296-1102 (268 amino acids)
Biological process (GO): positive regulation of nitric oxide biosynthetic process; arginine metabolic process
Molecular function (GO): dimethylargininase activity; amino acid binding
Source: RefSeq, a predicted model, not a curated record